Messenger RNA from Patella vulgata (common limpet), 3787 nucleotides. RefSeq names its product MMS19 nucleotide excision repair protein homolog. The record is from RefSeq and is a predicted model, not a curated record. Gene Ontology annotation, cellular component: cytosolic [4Fe-4S] assembly targeting complex. The transcript has 26 exons. Gene Ontology annotation, biological process: iron-sulfur cluster assembly. NCBI's taxonomy places the organism in Eukaryota, Metazoa, Mollusca, Gastropoda, Patellidae. The coding region runs from base 353 to 3265 and encodes 970 amino acids.
AAAUAACGUCAAACAACGCGAGUAUACUUUAUUACAAAAACAUCGGUGAACUGAUCUCGGCCGUGAUCGGUCAACCAAUCUAGUUGAUUAUUGGAUAAAUAAAAGAAUUAUAAACAAUAAACAAAGAAAAUUUAUUUAUUCCAUACAAUUAAAAUGUGUACGAGUCAAGUAUUAAAUAGUUGUGGAUGACAUACAUGUAACCAUUAGUUGUGGAUGACAUAACCAAUACUUUGUGGACAACUUUACCAGUGGUUGUGGACAACUUAACUGUGGAUGAGUUUGCUUGUGGAUGAGUUAAUUGGCACCUGUUGAAUGGUAUGGUGGUCUGAAUGAGCCUUGAAUUUUGGUCCGAAUGAGCCAUGGGUUGCAGAAUGGAAGCAUACAGCUACUGGAGUGUAUGGAACACUUGGGACCUUCUUUAACUAAUACUGACACAAGUAUUCGAGGAUGUGCCACUAAAUUAAUAGCAGAUAUCUUACAUAAUAUCUCAUCUAGUUGUUUAUCUAAUCAAGAGGUUGGUGUUUUAACAAGAUUUUUGUGUGAAAAGUUAUGUGACCAUCAUUCUAUACAGCCACCAACACUUCAUGCAUUGGCAGCAUUGGUCACGUUUGAUAAUUUACCUGAUGGGUGUUCUGAACAGAUUUGUCGUCAAAUAUUUAGAGAAGUCCAAAACCAGUCGUUGAGUCAAGUGGAUCGAAGGAGUGUCUAUAAUAUUAUCAAUAGUUUGUUAUCAACAAAACUUGCCGAGUUACAGACAAUGAAGAGUGAUUUUGUACAUGGAUAUAUUCAAACUAUGGAUGCAGAGAAGGAUCCACGGAACUUGAUCUUAGCCUUUCAGAUAUCUAAAACAGUUAUCUUGAAUUUCUCUUUAGUUGUUUUUGUUGAAGAAAUGUUUGAAGUGAUUUCUUGUUAUUUUCCUGUUAGUUUUACACCGCCACCAGAUAACCCACAUGGUAUAACUAAAGAAGAUUUGGUUUUAUCUCUGAGAGCUUGUCUAGCUUCUACACCUUUAUUUGGUGAAUAUUGUUUACCUUUACUGUUAGAAAAACUCACUUCAGAUAUACAAUCAGCUAAAAUAGAUUCAUUACAAACACUAGCAGAGUGUGCUAGUGUAUAUGGUAGCAGUGCAUUGAAAGAGUAUAUUAGUUCCUUCUAUUCUUGUAUCAGAAAAGAGGUUGUAGAAGAAGAUAGUGAACAAGUAAAAUAUGCAGGUUUAAACGCUUUAUCAGCUAUUAUAUCUACUUUAUCAUCAGAUAUAUCAGAUAUUGAAUCACCCUCUGUUUUAAAGAGUUAUAUAGAAGAAAUAUUAGCAGAAUAUAGAGUGUAUUUGUUGAAGUCUGAUGUAAAGAUAUUAUAUAGUACUAGUUCAUUAUUACAUUGUAUAUGUAGAACUAGUUCUAUAGCAUGCUGUAUGGUGUUAACUACAGUUAUAUCAGCUAUAUUAUUACAAUAUUACAAUCAAACACAGAUAUUAUGUAGAAGGUGUUUAAUAGAUAUUUUAAACAGAUAUAUUACCUGCGCAUCUAGUCACAAUACAGAUUCAGUGUUAUCCAUAGUACAGUCCCAUAAAACCGAUUUACUCAAAACAUAUACAGAUCUUAUUACUACACGAGAUAAAGACAUGAGUUGUCAUGGUAUCCAAGGAGUGGCAGCCAUCUUUAAUUGUAGAAAUGUUUUAACCGAGAAAGAAGCAGACGAACUUGGACACCAUCUUGUUAAAAUACUUCUCAACAAUAAAGACAAGACAAUAAGAUGUGAAACUGUAUCAGCAUUGAAAAUUUUAUCUCAGAAGUUUACCGAUGUGGUCAAGACUUCAAUUUUACCUAAUUUGAUUGACUCUCUCAAGUAUGAAAAGAUGGAUAUUGAAGCAGAAUAUCAUUUACCAGCAGAAGAAUUAUUAUCUAUAAUAGCUGAUAUAUCUAACCAGGUUUCUUUAAUGAAAGAUGUUUGUGAUUUGAUAUUUCUACAACUAACAAAUAAUAAUGAUAAAUUAUGUAGUAAUGCAGUUUUAACCCAGAGUCUCUAUACAAUGAUUAAUAAUAACAAGCUGUCUAGUGAUGUUAUACAGUUUACUAUAGAUUCUAUACUACCUAGAAUAUUACAACUUAUACAACACCAUUAUACUACUCUAACAUCAACUGAUAUACAAUAUCUAGCUAGCAUUUACAGAAUUACUAUGGCAACCAUAGAUAACAGUGCAUCAAUUAAUAUAGUAAAACAAAUAAUAGAAGUGUUUUUACACAACAGUAACUUUCAACCAUUAAAGAAGUCAUCUGUACAAGAAAGAAGAUUACAACCAAUAUUAUCAGCUGUAAUAUGCUCAUUACAUAAAUCUGAAAGUUUACCAGAUAAAGAGAUCAUAUUAGCUGAUAUUUUAGCAUUAGCUGUUAAUAAUGAUGAUGAUGAAGCUAUAGAUGAAAACUCUAUAAAAUGUUUAGCUGGUUUAAUCAACAAAUUACCAGAAUCUGAUGUAAAUGUCAUUAUAAGUAAAGUAGAAGAAUAUAUUAAACCAGUGUUUACUCAAGAUACCACCUGUAAACAAAAUGAAAGAUGUAUUUUAUUAUUAGCAUGGGUAACAAAAUCACUAGUUUUAAGAAAUCAUCCAACUGGAAAAGUCUACUUUGAAAAGUUAAUAAGUUUAUUAAGUAAUUCUACAGUGGGUCAUAUAGCAGCAGACAGUUUUAUUAUAAUACUGAGUGAAUAUGAAGAUAUUUUAAACCGUACAAUGAAAGCUGAUAUUAAGAUGUUUUAUCAACAACGAUUAUUUGUAGAACACUGUGGACAGAUAUUAAAUGGGUAUAACCAGUCAGAUAAUAGUGAACUGAAGAAGAACUUUUUGAUAGCUCUAUCCCAUUUAAUUAAACCAUUACCAAAACAUGUCUUUCUUUCUGAAUUGCCACCUUUGUUGCCCUUAUUGAUUAAUUCUCUGGUGUAUGAAGAUGAAAAUCUGUUACAACUUACCUUAGCAACCAUACAAACAUUAUGUGCUGAUGAUUCUGGUUCUGUAAUACUAUGUAAUCAACUGCAAGCAAUAAUACCUCAGUUAUUGAAAUUAUCACAAUAUCAAAAAAACAUGCAAAUACGAAUGUCAGCUCUAAAAUGUUUAAAAUCGCUGACCAAGUUGCCCGUACACUUUCUGUUACCGUACAGGAAUAGUGUAACACGUACAUUACAGCCUGUAUUAGAUGAUCGAAAACGAUUAGUAAGAGGUGAAGCUGUUACAGCUAGAACUGCUUGGUUUUUAAUUGCUGAGCCUGGUUCAUAAUAUUAUAGUGCUCUAUAUAGUCCUGACUGAGUCCUGUUCAACAUGUAUUGCUCUUUAAUUUUAAAACUAGAUAAGGUCUGUGGUCUGGGUUGUUGUGCCAUCCAGUGUGUUAAUGAGUUUCUGAAGUUCAGACUCUGUUUUGGAUAAUUUUUAGAACUGUUACCUGAUUAUUGGGUAAAUCAUCCAAUGUGAACGAAAGCAAUUUGCCACUCAACAUCAUGAGAUUUCAUUCUUGCAUUAUAGUAUGGUUAGACUGUUGAGUUUGUUGAGAAAAUUCUUGUGAAAAGCUAUGUUACUAAACCAAUUUACUAAGCUUAUCAUAUGUGCAGAUACAUUGAACCAUAACCAAAUAACUCUAUCACUAUAUUAUAACAAUAGUACUUGAUAUUACCUAUACAACCGACUAUAUGGUUCCGCAUUACAUGUAAGAGAAUAAUUUCAGUCUGUAAGGCUGUUGUAUGAUACACACUUAUGUAAUAUAUUAAAGACAAUUAUAAUUGUAAAUAAAAAGUUAUUGUUAAA